AUGCCCGGAAGAAGCCGUGCUAUGAAUCGCCACCUGCGCGGCCCGCGGCUCUACUGCCAGCUACGCACUCCGGCGGUUGGGGGUCCCCCCGGCCUCCGCCAAAACCGGCUCGUACGGCAGCAACAUGGGCUUUGUGACACAGCCCCCCAGCUCAGCUCGGUCCCGGCCAGCGCGGCCGGGCCACGCCCAGGAAUUCCCUACGUUUCGGGGAUCGGCCUACACGAGCACGUCGGGCCCAACAGCACAGCCGUCGCCGGCCUUGGUGGCCACCGACGCGCACGGCAACACCGCGGCCACCUAGCAGAGUGCACCGCGCGGCCGUACACCGCUCCUUCACGGGCAUUGAAGAGGGAUGGGCUUUUCUGUCUUCCAGCCCCCGCCUACUUCCCUGCGGUGUUGGCGAUGCCUUCACUAGAAGAUCCCACCUACAUCUGUUGGGCUUUGUUCGGGGUUUUCUCACCCAAGUACACCAGCCUGUCGUUGGCAUCGUCUGUCUAUAUCCACUGGAAGAUGGUCAGCCUACCGCCGGCAGUACCUGCCCGUCUUCUCUCUACCUUCCCGCCGGCUCAUAUCUAUACCAUGUCGCAACCUCAUCAUGCGCACCUACACCUUCUUAAUCACCGCGAGGAGGAAUACAGCACCGCUCCUUGGAUCGCCCGCGUGCCUAUUCCGCCUUCAUUUCUCGUUCCUGUGUCUCACCUAGGCGUAGCGUAUAUGAAUAUUUCCUUGGACCGCCGGUCUCUACUUCUCGAGAGUGGUCUGCCGUUAGAAUUGAGGGCUUCCCUAAGCCGGGCGACCGCUGCAUAAAUACCAGUUAGAAAGAGGCCGACGACAGGAUAGAGGGCUUCCCAAGUCGACGGGAUCGCUAUAUAAUCGCUAUCAACAACAAAGCCGGGCACCUUCCGCCUGGGUCCUGUGCCGUUUUGAAGACCUGCGACGGACGACAGCACCGGCUUUACGCCCAAAGGUCGACAGCAGGCUAGGGAUUCCCGAAAGGGAUUUGGAAAUGCGGCGCUCGCUGUUUGAUUGAGAUCAAUAAAGAGGUUGCCAGCCAAGACUGUGCGCCCCGUGAGUGGUCUACAACCAGGACCAAGCUGCCACAUGGCUCUCAAGACAUACGCCGUCUUCCGGGUUACUAUACCCGCCCACAUUCGCUUACGAAGGGGAUGCGUAUGAUGUUGAAGGAAAG
Gaeumannomyces tritici R3-111a-1 is the source of this 1189-nucleotide messenger RNA. RefSeq lists its product as hypothetical. The coding region runs from base 1 to 807 and encodes 268 amino acids. The record is from RefSeq and is a predicted model, not a curated record. Lineage: Eukaryota; Fungi; Ascomycota; Sordariomycetes; Magnaporthales; Magnaporthaceae. The transcript has 2 exons.